Moneuplotes crassus is the source of this 581-nucleotide messenger RNA. NCBI's taxonomy places the organism in Eukaryota, Ciliophora, Spirotrichea, Euplotida, Euplotidae. The record is from the annotation of a GenBank genome assembly.
CUGUGGCAUAGACUUUUGCAGUUUCUAUAAAAGGUCUGCCAAUGCUGGUGUAUUCCUUAGUCCCAAUCAUGAUAACCUGCUCGAUGACAAUCUGGUCUCGCACAUUGAAAGGAGUCUUUUUCAAGAGUAUGGUGGAGUCUUUGGUAAUUUUAUACUGAUUUCCAGCAACCUGAACUAUAGCAAAUGUCUCAUAAGGGUCUUGGGGAUAAGUGAUUUGCUAUACUCCACCAUGAACUACAAUUUUCUGAUUUUUCUUUGAUAUUGGUUCUCUAUUGACUUCUCUUUCAAGUCUCCUGAUUUUCUUUGCCUGCUUUUUGGCAAGUGGUUUUGUCAUUGGUCAGACAACUGAUUGUACAAUUUAAUCUACAUAUGAUAACUUGUUAAUUUUUUAAUAGAUUUCGAAUCGAUAGCAUCUCAGUCUAUAUCAGCCGCCCCAUAAAUUUUUGUACUAAAGAAAACAGAGAAAUUUGCUAUAACUAUAAUUUAUUUGAUAAUUAUUGAAGUUGCUGGUCUCAAGUAGUUAGUCAUUAGAAAGCUAGUUCUCCAUAAGGGGUUAAACAAAUUUGUCCUCAGAAACAUUU